AGCUAUGAAGAAGGACAUCCCUCACACUCUGAAACAGAUCUCCUUCAGAGACAGAGUUUUGCAGCCUCUCACCAGCUUCCUGGAUAUGCUCCCACACCUCAACCUACUGGUGUUUCUGGAAUAUUUGAUACUAGUGUAAACAGUGCCAGCAGUAACACUAAAGAGUCUUCAGUGAUGAAUUUUCUGUCUACUGCUGAAUCUCGAACUGCUCAGGCUGCUGCUUCAGGAACUACUCUUUUACCACAAUUCAGGGCUCCAUCCUGGCAAACAGGCAUGCAUUCCUCAGCAGCAACUGAGCUGUUUGCUACUGGACCUUUGCCAAGCACUGGAACACUUCUACCAUCUGCUCUCUCUGCUUACCAGCAUCCUACCACCUUCGGCAAUAGAAACUUUGCCACCACCUCACCUUUGGUGCUUCAGGAUUCAACUUUUAACACUACAUCAAAUGGAAUUUUAAGUCAUCAUGACCCUUUGCUACAAAUCAAGACUUCCCAGGGAACUGUUCCAACUGCUUUGGCAUUUGAGCGCCUGGGCAGUUCUGCAUUAAGUAACAGCAUACCACCUCAGUCUUCAACAUACCGCUCAGCUCAAGAGUCUGCACCCCAUCUUUUACAACCUCAAUUUAGUUUGUUGCCUUCAGCACUUGGGGGAGCCCAGCAGACUCCUCAAGCCUACAGUUCAACUCUCUUUACUAGUUCUACUGCUUCCAUUGAAAGAGCUCUUCUUCGAGAAUGUAGUGUUAUUAAACACCAUCAGCGGCCUUCAGGUACCCAGUCUAUUCAGGCACAACUGACUGGUUCACAGCACUCCUUACAUAGUUAUCUAUCAAAUUCAAGUGUAGCUAAUUUUCAGGAAACAACCAGGCAGUCAUCUUUAUCCUGUAGCCCAAUUGGAGAUUCCACUCAGGUGAGCAAUGGAGGAUUGCAACAGAAGGCCUCCCAGGUCUCAGUGGAACUUGCUCAGUCUUAUUCAUCUGCAAUUCCAUCAUCAGGGUAUCCUACUACAAAAGUAAAAAGCUGUUCUACAGAACAACCACUAACAUCAACCAAGACCCCUAAACCUCAAAGUAUAAUUCCUCCUGUCCAAACACUAAGCUAUUCCAAACCUUUACAUAACCAGAGUUCUGUAGUAUCGGGCCAAGCACAAAUUUAUUCUACAGCGCAGCUACCAAGCCUUUUAUCAGUUAGUCAGUCCCAAAAUUACGGUUUAGUGCAGCCACAUAAUGUGCCAUCUAUUGUUCAUUCACAGGUUUAUAGGUCCAGCAAGGUUGAGAAAUUGCCACCCUUGUAUAAAACACUGACUUUUUCGGGGUCAUCUCAGACUAUAACUUCUGAAAAUCAGACACUUAGUUAUUCAUCUAAUCAGCAAGAGGUAUUGUCUUCGGUUACAAAUGAAAAUUACCCUGCUCAAACAAGAGAUCUAUCCUCAGUCAGUCAGUCUCAAAGUUACUCAUCUGGUCACUCUCAGGGUUUAUCACCAGUUAGCCAGACACAGGUUAGCUAUUCAUCUCAAUCACAAGUUUUAUCAGUUGUUAGUCCUUCAGAAAGCUAUGCUUCAGGGGAGUCCCUAACAUUAACAGCCCCUUCUCUUUCUUAUUCUUCUGCCUCUCGGGCUCAGAAUUUGCCAGACUCUAGUACAAGCCAGAAUUAUAUUUCUAUGCAUUCUUCCCAAAAUGUUCAGACUCAAGAGUCAUCAUCUCCCCAGUCCCAGAAGUUUUUGCCUGCUGUCCAGUCAUCAUCUUUUGCAUCAUCUACUCAUUGUCAGACAUUACAAAAUAACAUACCUUCCCCUGACCCAAAAUCUUAUACUGAAAGAAAGCUUGACUCAGAUGUGUAUACAUCUUCAAAGCAAGAAGAUGGUUUUCCAAUGCAAGAGUUACAGGUAUUGCAGCCACAAGCAUCUCUUGAGUCAUCAACCCAAAGGCUAUCUGAUGGGGAAAUUAAUGCUCAAGAAUCAACUUACAAGGUGUCAAAGGCAGAUGACAGAUAUUCUCAGAGUGUAAUCAGAAGUAAUUCCCGUCUUGAAGAUCAAGUUAUUGGGGUUGCUCUACAAGCAUCAAAAAAAGAAGAAAGUGUUGUUGGUUCAGUGACACAACUUAACCAACAAAUUGGCCAAGUCAAUAAUGCAGCUACCCUUGAUCUUAAGAAGGCAACUAAUUUAAUACAGACUCCACAAAUAAGGUUGAAUACUAAAGACCUAAAGCACCAGCAUCCUCUUGUACUUAAGGUGCAUGAGUCCAAGGUCCAGGAACAGCAUGAUCAAAUAAUUAAUGCUUCGUCUCAGAUUCAAAUUCCAAAUCAUGCUUUAGGGCAUGGCCAUCAGGCAUCUCUUCCUAAUACACAGGUCCUUCUAGAUUCUGCAUGCGAUUUACAAAUUCUUCAGCAGUCAAUACUGCAGGCAGGUUUAGGUCAAGUAAAGGCAUCUUUACAAGCACAGCGUGUUCAAAGCCCUCAACAAAUAGUACAUCCUUUCCUUCAGAUGGAAGGUCAUGUUAUUCAAAGCAAUGGCGAUCAUUCUCAGCAGCAACUCCAUCCUCAAAAUUCUGAAGUUAUGAAAAUGGACCUCUCUGAGUCUUCAAAACCAUUACAACAACAUCUAACAACAAAGGACCAUUUUAGUGAAACAAAUCAACAUGAUUCAAAGAAUCAGUUUGUUUCUCUUGGAUCAAUGUGUUUUCCAGAGGCAAUGCUUCUCAGUGAUGAAAGAAAUAUUUUAUCAAAUGUAGAUGAUAUCUUAGCAGCUACAGCAGCAGCUUGUGGGGUUACACCUUCUGAUUUUUCCAAGUCAACUUCAAAUGAAACCAUGCAGGCUGUUGAAGAUGGUGAUUCUAAAUCUCAUUUUCAGCAUUCAUUAGAUGUCAGGCAUGUGACUUCAGAUUUUAACUCUGUAACAGCUACAGUAGGAAAGUCACAGAAUAUAAAUGAUAUUUCCUUAAAUGGAAAUCAGGUUACUGUGAACCUUUCACCAGUACCUGCCCUUCAGUCAAAAAUGACUCUUGAUCAACAGCACAUUGAAACACCUGGUCAAAAUAUACCAACUAAAGUAACUUCAGCAGUGGUUGGACCAAGUCGUGAAGUCCAGGAGCAAAGUUCUGGCCCAUUCAAGAAACAGUCUGCUACCAAUCAUGAAUCUGAAGAAGACAGCGAAGUUCCUGUUGAUAGUACAUUAAAUAAUAACCGAAACCAAGAGUUUGUUUCUAGCAGUAGAAGUAUAAGUGGAGAGAGUGCGACAUCAGAGAGUGAAUUUACUUUAGCGGGUGAUGACAGUGGUGUAUCAGUGAACCCAGCUAGGAGUGCACUUGCGCUGUUGGCCAUGGCCCAAUCUGGGGAUGCAAUCAGUGUCAAGACUGAAGAAGAAAACCAAGAUUUAAUGCAUUUUAACCUUCAAAAGAAAAGAGCUAAAGGAAAAGGGCAAGUUAAAGAGGAAGACCACAGUAAUCAGAAACAGCUGAAAAGACCUGCCCAAGGCAAACGCCAGAAUCCAAGGGGAACAGAUAUAUAUUUACCAUACACUCCUCCUUCCUCAGAAAGCUGCCACGAUGGUUAUCAGCAUCAAGAAAAAAUGAGACAGAAGAUCAAAGAGGUAGAGGAAAAACAACCAGAAGUCAAAACAGGAUUUAUUGCUUCUUUCUUAGAUUUUCUGAAAUCUGGGCCCAAGCAGCAGUUUUCCACUCUUGCUGUACGAAUGCCUAACAGGACUAGACGACCAGGGACCCAGAUGGUUCGUACAUUUUGUCCCCCACCACUUCCAAAGCCUUCAUCUACAGCACCCACACCUUUCAUGUCUGAAACUGGCAGUAACAGUCCAUCAGAUAAAGUUGAUAACGAACUUAAAAACUUGGAACAUUUAUCUUCAUUUUCUUCUGAUGAAGAUGAUCCUGGAUGUGGUCAAGAUGCUUAUAAAAGCAUCUCUACUCCCCUAACUACUUUGGAUACUACUUCUGAUAAAAAGAAGAAAACAGAAGCCCUACAGGUGGCAACUACUAGCCCAACUGCCAAUACUACUGGUACUGCUACUACUUCCUCCACCACUGUGGGUGCAGUUAAGCAAGAACCUCUCCACUCUACUUCAUAUGCAGUAAACAUUCUGGAAAAUAUAAGCUCUUCAGAAUCCUCAAAGCCCACUGAACUUGAUGGUCUUCCUUCAGACCAGUUUGCAAAAGGACAGGACACUGUUGCCAUAGAAGGUUUUACAGAUGAGGAGAAUGAAGAAAGUGGAGGAGAAGGCCAAUACAGAGAGCGUGAUGAAUUUGUGGUAAAGAUAGAAGACAUAGAGACUUUUAAGGAGGCUUUAAAAACAGGAAAAGAACCUCCAGCUAUUUGGAAAGUACAAAAAGCUUUAUUACAGAAAUUUGUUCCUGAAAUUCGUGAUGGUCAAAGAGAAUUUGCUGCUACAAAUAGUUACCUUGGAUAUUUUGGAGAUGCAAAGAGUAAAUACAAAAGAAUAUAUGUGAAGUUCAUCGAAAAUGCAAACAAGAAGGAAUAUGUCAGGGUGUGUUCUAAAAAGCCAAGAAACAAACCUUCACAAGCUAUCAGAACUGUUCAAGCUAAGCCAAGUAGUGGCAGUAAAACUUCUGAUCCUCCAACAUCAAAAACUACAACUACAAAAGCCCCUUCCAUGAAACCCAAAGUUAAACAGCUAAAAGUAAAGGCUGAGCCACCACCAAAGAAACGUAAAAAAUGGAAAGAAGAAUUUUCAUCAUCCCAAUCUGACUCAUCUCCUGAGAUCCAUACUAGUAGUAGUGAUGAUGAGGAAUUUGAUCCUCCAGCUCCCUUUGUCACUCGCUUUUUGAACACAAGAGCAAUGAAGGAAACCUUUAAGAGCUACAUGGAAUUGCUUGUUAGCAUUGCCUUGGACCCUGACACAAUGCAAGCCUUAGAGAAGAGCAAUGAUGAGCUACUUUUACCUCAUAUGAAAAAAAUAGAUGGCAUGCUAAAUGAUAACCGAAAGAGACUUCUUUUGAAUCUUCAUUUGGAUCAAUCAUUCAAGAAUGCUUUGGAAAGUUUUCCUGAACUAACAAUAAUUACUCGAGAUUCUAAAGCAAAGAGUGGAGGAACUUCUAUUUCUAAAAUCAAAAUGAAUGGCAAAGCUUAUAAUAAGAAAACUCUAAGGACUUCUAAAACAACCACUAAAUCUGCACAAGAGUUUGCUGUCGAUCCAGAGAAAAUACAGUUGUAUUCUUUAUAUCAUUCACUCCAUCAUUAUAAAUAUCAUGUUUAUCUGAUAUGUAAGGAUGAGAUUUCUUCGGUGCAGAAAAAAAAUGAAGAUUUAGGACAGGAGGAAAUUGUUCAACUUUGUAUGAAAAAUGUAAAAUGGGUAGAGGACCUCUUUGAAAAAUUUGGAGAACUUCUAAAUCAUGUACAGCAGAAGUGUUCCUAACUUUUCCACAAAAGUCCCAUCUUUUUUAUAGCACUAAUGAAAUGGCAGAUACGGGGUGGUCAAAGAUAAUCAGCUAUCAAGUAGUGGUCUUCUGCAGGCCGGCCACUUCCAUCAUGGAACUGUCAUCGCCACCUCUGCUGAAGGACAGUGGUGCUGCCUUUAGGAAGGAAGUCAGUCGUCUGGAAAUGGACCUAAGUCCCACCACAUUUUUACCUAAUGAAUGAUUUUUCUAUUUUGUAAACCAUUGGGUAACUUGAGUUUUAUUUUCAGAAACAUUUUUUGACAAAUGAUGAAGCAUGCACUAAGUAUAAUUUUUCUUUAUUGCUAAAGAAAUAACACUUAAAGUAACGAGUAUUAUUUUUUGUUCUGACUCUGGCUAAAUACCAGAAUGACAGAGAAGUGGCAGAAAGCAUAUAUCUGUACUCACAUCUGGCCACAAAACCAGAAAUAUUGUACAUUAUGUAAACAGGUCUGCUGUGAUGUGACAUCCUGUAUAAGAAUAUCAUCAAUUUAAAAUAUAAAAUUUGGAAACUA
This is a messenger RNA of Saimiri boliviensis boliviensis (Bolivian squirrel monkey), 5913 nucleotides long. It is a transcript of the gene QSER1, whose product is annotated as glutamine and serine rich 1. The record is from RefSeq and is a predicted model, not a curated record. Lineage: Eukaryota; Metazoa; Chordata; Mammalia; Primates; Cebidae.